Molecule: messenger RNA, 2291 nt
Organism: Nicotiana attenuata
Lineage: Eukaryota; Viridiplantae; Streptophyta; Magnoliopsida; Solanales; Solanaceae
Exons: 1
Coding region: 267-2168 (633 amino acids)
Source: RefSeq, a predicted model, not a curated record
AUACAAAAAAAAAAGUAAGAAACUAAACUUCAUAUCUUGUAACCUCCCCCUAAUUUAACUCUAAUUAUUCAAAAACAAAAUCCUGGGUCGGUUACAAAUUGUGUAGCCACCAAGUAAACCAUCACUACAUAUAUAGUACUCCAAAACAAAAUUUCAAAUCAAAAUAGUUCUCACUUCACUGUGCAUGGCCCUAAUGUCACUUCAUCAUAAUCACAUUAAUUCCUCCUUCAACCUUAGUAUCAAUCACCUCAACCUUAGUAUCAAUAAUGGCUCCUUCUCCACUAACAAAAAUGACGCCUCAGUACCAAACAAAUUGGGAUUGUGCGUGCGCAUACCAAACAGGUUGGAAAUGCUCAUGUGCAUGGGAAUGCGCACGCGAAUGCCAAACAAGCGCAUGUGAAUCUUCACCACAACAAAAACCAAUAUUACAACAACAACAACCCAGUGGAAUCCCACAACAACAAAAACCAAUAUUAUUUCCUCCAAUGGGUUUCACAGAAAAUGGUUCAGCAACUUUUCUAUCUACUGGAAACCCAUGUUUAGAUUUCUUCUUCCACAUUGUCCCCAACACCCCACCUCAAGAAUUAUUGAAAAGAUUGGAACUUUCUUGGAAACGUGAUGCUUUGACAACCCUUAAGCUUAUUUGCAAUUUAAGGGGUGUUAGAGGCACUGGAAAAUCAGACAAAGAAGGGUUUUAUACUGCUUCUUUAUGGCUUCACAAUUACCAUCCUAAAACCCUAGCAUGCAAUAUUAAAGCCAUUGCCGAUUUCGGGUAUUUUAAGGAUGUGUUGGAGAUUUUGUAUAGAAUUCUUGAGGGUCAUGAAAUUAGAAAGAAUGAAAAAGCAGAGUGGAUGGAAAAGAAAAGAAAUGGUUUUUUGGAGGGUUUAAAGGAGAAAAAAGAUAGGGUUCCUAAGGGAAAGGCCCAAAAAAUUCGACUGAAAAAGACUAUGGCUAAAGCAAAGAAAUUAUUGGACAGAUGCACACAAGAUUCUGAUUUUGAAGUCUUGUAUGAUAAAGUCUCUGGUUUCUUUGCUGAUGCUUUGAGGGAAGACAUGGAGUUGUACAAUGAGGGGAAGCUUUAUGAGCUUAGCCUCGCGGCUAAAUGGUGUCCAUCUCUUGAUUCAUCAUAUGAUAAGUCAUUGCUAAUGUGUGGAAGUGUUGGAAGAAAAUUAUUCCCUCGUGACUACGCUGAAUACCAAGAUCUUGAAGACGCGCAUUAUGCUUAUCACGUGAGGGAUAGAUUGAGGAAAGAAGUACUCGUGCCACUCCACAAGGCGUUGGAGAUUCCAGAGGUUUAUAUUUGUGCGAAUAAGUGGGAAGAGCUUCCUUAUAAACGCGUACCCUCUGUGGCCAUGAAAUUGUACAAGAAUUUGUUCUACAAGCACGAUCAAGAACGAUUUCAGCAGUAUCUUGAAGAUGUGAAGAGUGGGAAAACAACAAUAGCUGCUGGUGCCCUGCUUCCACAUGAGAUAAUUGCCUCGUUGAAAGAUUCCACAGGACCGGAAGUUGCAGAGCUUCAAUGGAAAAGAAUGGUUGAUGACUUAGCCAAGAAGGGCAAAUUAACAAAUUGUAUGGCAAUUUGUGAUGUCUCAGGAAGCAUGAAUGGAACCCCAAUGGAGGUUUGUGUGGCUUUGGGGCUACUUAUUUCUGAACUUAGUGAAGAACCUUGGAAAGGAAAAUUAAUCACAUUUAGUAGUAAUCCAGAAUUACAUAAGGUGAAAGGGAAAAAUUUGUCAGCGAGGACAAAUUUUAUUAGGAGAAUGGACUGGGGUGGUAAUACAGAUUUUCAGAAAGUAUUUGAUAAGAUUCUUGAAGUUGCUGUGAGGGGGAAUUUGAGCGAGGAUGCGAUGAUAAAGAGGCUAUUUGUUUUCAGUGACAUGGAAUUUGAUCAGGCUUCAAGAAGUCCAUGGGAAACAGAUUAUCUAGUGAUACAGAGGAAGUUUAAGGAAAAAGGUUAUAACAAGGUGCCUGAAAUUGUGUUUUGGAAUUUGAGGAAUUCAAAGGCAACACCAGUUCCUAGUAACCAAAAAGGAGUGGCACUUGUGAGUGGAUUUUCAAAGAAUCUUGUGACUUUGUUCUUGGAGGAAGGUGGGAUUUUAAGCCCAGAAGCAGUGAUGAUGCAAGCUAUUUCUGGUGAAGAGUAUCAAAAACUUGUAGUGUUUGAUUGACUUGUAAAAGAAUAAAGAUUGUUGAAAUUGUGAUAAGAUUGUGCUCUUCAAUUUCUAUCUAUUAAUGAGAAAUUCUGAGUUCCUCUUUGUAUUUGUGUUCAUCUUCAUGUAGUUCGUUUAUUU